Messenger RNA from Aspergillus candidus, 3951 nucleotides. RefSeq names its product carboxyl transferase domain-containing protein. The record is from RefSeq and is a predicted model, not a curated record. Gene Ontology annotation, cellular component: mitochondrion. The coding region runs from base 1 to 3951 and encodes 1316 amino acids. Gene Ontology annotation, molecular function: ATP binding; metal ion binding; methylcrotonoyl-CoA carboxylase activity. The transcript has 9 exons. Lineage: Eukaryota; Fungi; Ascomycota; Eurotiomycetes; Eurotiales; Aspergillaceae.
AUGGCCAGCGAGUCUUUAUUUCCCGUCUCCAGCUCCAAGCUUGAUCUGCGCGGACAGCAAUUCCGCCAGAAUGAAACCGCAUGGGCGCCGGUGCUGGAGCGAUUCGAAGCAGCUUUGGGGGAGGUCGCCGCCGAGGGCACCGACCACUCUAUGCGGAGACACCAGUCGAGAGGCCAGCUCUUAGCCAGGGAUCGCAUCUCGCUGCUCUUGGAUCCCGACUCACCGUUCCUCGAACUGUGCGCGUUCGCGGGAUACAAAAACCCCGACUCGAACGCGUGCGGCAAUCUAAUUGCUGGGAUCGGGGCAGUCAGUGGUCGACCAUGUCUUCUCAUGUCGCAUAUCCCUACUCAAAGUGGUGGGGCUUGGAACGAAAUGACGGUGUUGAAAGUCAACCGUAUGAUGGAGGUGGCUUUCGAAAACGAUCUGCCUUUGGUCUCUCUGGUCCAAUCGGCUGGGGUGUUCCUCCCCCAACAGUUCAGAGUCUUCCACAAGGGAGGCAUGCUGUUCCGCGAUCUCGCCGUCCGGACAGCACACGGCAAGCCGUCGUGCGCCAUCGUCUUUGGAUCAUCCACGGCCGGUGGGGCAUACCACCCCGCGCUGUCGGACUACACCAUCUUUGUGGAGAACCAGGCGCAAGCCUUUCUCGGAGGGCCCCCCCUGGUUAAAAUGGCCACGGGGGAGGUGAUUGGGGCGGAGGAACUAGGCGGUGCGAAGGUCCAUGCGACAACGACCGGCCUGGCGGACCAGAUUGCCAGUGACGAAUUCGAUGCAAUUCGCAAAGCCCGCGAGUGGGUCGCAUCCCUUCACGUACGAAAAGUGUCGGUCCCGACGCAAAUCCACCCCGUGGAGCCUCGCUACCCAGUGGAGGAUCUGCUGUCGCUGGUAAACCCGGACAUCCGCAAGCCAUUCGACAUGCACGAGGUCCUCCUGCGGAUUGUGGAUGACUCCCGCCUAUCCGUGUUUAAGCCCAAAUAUGGUACCAACAUGAUCACCGCAUGGGCCCAUAUCCUAGGUUUUCCGGUGGGCAUCGUUGCCAAUCAACUAUCCGUCAUCAAUCCCACUGAAGCGGUCAAAACGGCCCAGUUCAUCCGGAUGUGCAACCAGCAGAAUACCCCAAUCGUUUUCCUUCACAACGUAACCGGGUUCAUGGUCGGAGCCAAAGCCGAACAUGCCGGUAUCAUCAAGAUGGGGGCGCAGUUGGUCUCCGCCGUCAGUUGUUCCACCGUCCCUCACAUCUCCAUCAUUUUGGGGGCUUCGUACGGCGCCGGGAACUACGCCAUGUGCGGACGGUCCUACAAACCCCGUUUUAUCUUCACCUGGCCAACCGGCCGGUGCAGUGUGAUGGGUCCCGACCAGCUCUCUGGAGUGAUGGAGACGGUGCAGCGAUCGAGCGCCAAGUCCAAGGGUGAGGUACUGUCGCCAGAGAAGCUGGGCAAGCGGGUGCAGUCUUUCCGAGACAGUGCGCAGCGGGAUGGGGAGUGCUACUCGACGAGCUCAAUGCUGAUCGACGAUGGGGUCAUCGACCCAAGAGAUACGCGGGAUGUGUUGGGACUGUGCUUGGAGGUGGUCGGGUUGCCUGGCGUCAGUGGGACGUCGACGCAUAAUCUGCUGGCCAGGAUCCCGCUGUUCGUCGCACCCCCGCCAUUGAACCGCGACGGUCGACCCGUCAUUCAAAAAUUGUUGAUCGCGAACCGCGGCGAAAUCGCCUGUCGCAUUAUCCAGACGUGCCGCAAACUGCAAAUCACGUCGGUAGCCAUCUACGUGGACGAGGACGCUCUCUCCCGCCACGUGCAGGAAGCAGACGAAUCCAUCAACCUCGGCAGCAUCGACCGCAGUAGACGGAACCCCUUUCUGGAUGUUGACCUGUUGGUCAAGACGGCCGUGGCCGCAGGCGCCCACGCCGUCCACCCGGGGUACGGGUUCCUGAGUGAGAACGCCGACUUCGCCCAGCGCGUGCACGAGGCGGGUUUGAUUUUUGUUGGGCCUAGCCCUAGCGCCAUGUCGACGCUGGGCGACAAACGCGCGGCCAAGGACUACUUGAGCGCGCAUGCGCCCGAAGUGCCCCUGAUUCCCGGGUAUGCAGGAUCCAGCCAGGAGGUAGGCGACCUGGAGAAGGCCGCGACGGAGAUCGGGUUGCCUGUGAUGUUGAAGGCGUCGGCAGGAGGUGGUGGAAAGGGCAUGCGUAUCAUCCGGGAGGCGCAUCAAUUGCGAGCAGAGCUACAGCGAGCGCAGUCAGAGGCACAGCGGUCGUUUGGUUCCGCCGACUGCAUCCUAGAGAAGUACAUCGAGCGCAGCAAACAUGUCGAGAUCCAAAUUUUGGGAGACUCGCACGGGGAGGUGGUCUCAUUUCUUGACCGCGAUUGUUCCGUGCAGCGACGACACCAGAAGGUCAUCGAGGAGACGCCGUGUCCCUUCCUGGACGAUGACACGCGGCAGAAGAUGUCCGCGGUGGCCGUCACGAUUGCCAAGGAGAUCGGGUAUGCAAAUGCCGGCACCGUGGAGUUCAUCUUUGAUGUGCAAACGGGCAAGUUCUACUUUUUGGAAGUCAACGCCCGUUUGCAGGUAGAGCACCCGAUCACGGAGGAAGUCACCGGGGUGGACCUGGUGGCGCUGCAGCUGUACGUGGCCGCCGGGGGUCGCUUGGCUGCGCUGUCGGCCGUCCAGACCGUCACUCAAUGGGGCCAUGCCAUCGAAUGUCGUCUCUGCGCAGAGGAUCCCCGGCGAGAUUACUUCCCCGAGCACGGCCAGAUCUACCUGUGGCAGCCGGCACCAGGGAUGCUGGGCCCGGGUCGCGACAUUCGCUACGAGACCGCCGUCGGGACGGGAUCCUCUGUGUCUAUCUAUUUCGACUCGAUGAUUGCCAAGAUCGUGGUCUGGGCACCGACGCGGGCGAUGGCAAUUGAGAAGAUGACCCGCGUGCUGGCCCAGACGGCCUGCGUGGGCGUGAAGACGAACCAAUUUCUCCUACAGCGGUCUCUACUGCACCCGGCCUUCCACAAUCCCGGGUACACGACGUCGUUCUUGCCGACGUACCAGGACGAACUGCUGCAGGCACCCACCAUUGGAGGACCAGACUUGAAGAUUCUCUCUGCGCUGCCAAGCGUGGUAUUUCGCCAUCUGGCCACGUCCAACGCGCUGCGCGCACGUCAGCGGCCUUUCCAGAAUGUCCGGCGUCAGUUCCGAAACCAGCACCAUGACUCAGUAAACAAGCAUUGUGACGUCGUGAGCGCCGUGGAGUGGCCGUAUCAACUCCCUGACGGGGAAACCUCUCUGCAAUCUCUGGUCUGGCUGUGGAAGGCCCAAGCAACCAGAGAUCCGGCUGGGGGAGACGAGAUAUACUCCUUUCCCCCCCCGACGGGCAGUCAGCCCGCAGACAAGGAGAGAUCGGCUGCAGGUGAGGUCUCGGCGCGGUACAACGCCAUUAGUGAAACGCUCCGAUCGGGGGCCGCAACCACUACGACACCCUACCGGGUGCAUGUGAACUCGUGGAUCGCGGAUGACAGAAGCCCACACGCGUGGUUGACGGCCAGCGUCGAGGUGUCGAUCAACGGGUCGAAGCAGCGGGCGCAAAUUGCCAUCCCAUCCGUCCGGCCCGACGGUCUCGGACUCCGACUAGAUACGACGCAGAGCAUCUUCUGUCAUUUCCCAGCGGUUGGCACGCAUAUGGAGUUCCGUCGGGACAGCGUGUUGUCCUGGGUAGAGAGCAUUCGGUCAGUGGCCGCCGCGCAGGACGGAUCGCAGCUGAAGACGGUGGCGGCCCCAAUGCCUUGCAAGGUUCUGUCAAUUUUGAAGAAGGUUGGAGAGCCUGUGAAGUCAGGAGAGAAUGUGAUGGUCAUUGAGAGUAUGAAGAUGGAGGUGGCCAUCACGGUCAGUGCGGAUGGGACAUUCCAGACGACGUGGAGGGAGGGCGACGCGGUCGAGGAGGGCAAGAUACUGUGCUCUGUUGAUUAA